Messenger RNA from Choloepus didactylus (southern two-toed sloth), 5292 nucleotides. RefSeq names its product caspase recruitment domain family member 11 (gene CARD11). Gene Ontology annotation, biological process: positive regulation of canonical NF-kappaB signal transduction; regulation of apoptotic process. The record is from RefSeq and is a predicted model, not a curated record. Gene Ontology annotation, molecular function: protein binding. Bases 325 to 3768 code for a protein of 1147 amino acids. The transcript is spliced from 25 exons. NCBI's taxonomy places the organism in Eukaryota, Metazoa, Chordata, Mammalia, Pilosa, Megalonychidae.
CUCCUGCCCCGGCCGCGUGCCGCCCCUCCCGGCCCUGCAGCCCCUGGGCGGGGGGCGCCGCUCGGACCCGGCCGGGCCGCGGGGACGAGGAGAAGCCGGCGGGCGGCGUGGAGGAGGCGCCCGGCGCGGCUGGCGGCCCCCGCGGCCCGCGGAGCAUGAGCGCCCCAGAUCCCGGCCAUCCGAACCCCAGAUCAGACCGCGCCUGGCUCGAGGCAGGACAAGACCCAGCCGGAAGGUGUCAAAGUCCGGCCUCGGUGACAGUCUAGUGGCUCCCACUUACAGAGCGCUUUCCACGUGCCAGGAACCGUGUGAGGCGGGCCGGACAUGGACGAGUACAUGGAGACGCUGAAGGACGAGGAGGACGCCUUGUGGGAGAACGUGGAGUGCAACCGGCACAUGCUGAGUCGCUACAUCAACCCGGCCAAGCUCACCCCCUACCUGCGCCAGUGUAAGGCCAUCGACGAGCAGGAUGAAGACGAGGUGCUCAACGCCCCCAUGCUGCCGUCCAAGAUCAACCGGGCAGGCCGGCUGUUGGACAUUCUCCAUACCAAGGGGCAAAGGGGCUACGUGGUCUUCUUGGAGAGCCUGGAGUUUUACUACCCAGAACUGUACAAGCUGGUGACUGGGAAGGAGCCCACCCGGAGGUUCUCCACCAUUGUGGUGGAGGAGGGCCACGAGGGCCUCACGCACUUCCUGAUGAACGAGGUCAUCAAGCUGCAGCAGCAGAUGAAGGCCAAGGACCUGCAGCGGUGCGAGCUGCUGGCCAAGGCGCGGCAGCUGGAGGACGAGAAGAAGCAGCUGACGCUGACGCGGGUGGAGCUGCUGACCUUCCAGGAGCGGUACUACAAGAUGAAGGAGGAGCGGGACGGCUACAAUGACGAGCUGGUCAAGGUGAAGGACGACAACUACAACCUGGCCAUGCGCUACGCCCAGCUCAGUGAGGAGAAAAACAUGGCGGUGAUGAGGAGCCGGGACCUCCAGCUCGAGAUUGACCAGCUGAAGCACCGCUUGAACAAGAUGGAGGAGGAAUGCAAACUGGAGAGAAACCAGUCGCUGAAGCUCAAGAACGACAUUGAGAACCGGCCCAAGCGGGAGCAGGUUCUGGAGCUGGAGCGGGAGAACGAGAUGCUUAAGACCAAAAUCCAGGAGCUGCAGUCCAUCAUUCAGGCCGGGAAGCGCAGCCUGCCGGACUCAGACAAGGCCAUCCUGGACAUCCUGGAGCACGACCGGAAAGAGGCCCUGGAGGACCGCCAGGAGCUGGUUGGCAGGAUCUACAACCUGCAGGAAGAGAUCCGCCAGGCGGAGGAGCUGCGAGACAAGUACCUGGAGGAGAAGGAGGACCUGGAGUUGAAGUGCUCGACCCUGGGGAAGGACUGUGAGAUGUACAAGCACCGCAUGAACACCGUCAUGGUGCAGCUGGAGGAGGUGGAGAAGGAGAGGAACCAGGCCUUCCACUCCCGAGACGAAGCCCAGACCCAGUAUUCCCAGUGCCUGAUUGAGAAGGACAAGUACAGGAAGCAGAUCCGCGAGCUGGAGGAGAAGAACGACGAGAUGCGGAUCGAGAUGGUCCGGCGCGAAGCCUGCAUCGUCAACCUGGAGAGCAAGCUCCGGCGCCUCUCCAAGGACAGCGGCACCCUGGACCAGAGUCUGCCCAGGAACCUGCCGGUGACCAUCAUCUCCCAGAGCUUUGGGGACGCCGGCCCCAGGACCAACGGCCAGGAAGCCGACGACUCCUCAACGUCCGAGGAGUCGCCCGAAGACAGCAAGUACUUCCUGCCCUACCACGCGCCCAAGCGCAGGAUGAACCUGAAGGCCAUGCAGCUGCAGAGAGCCAAGUCCCCCAUCAGCCUGAAGCAGGCGUCCGAUUUUCAAGGCAGGGGACAGGAUGAAGACGGCGGGGACACCAGCCCCAGCUCCUCGGGGGUUCUUCCCAUCACCAGCUCCUUCAGCAAGCAGCCCCACCGGAACCGGAACAGCAUCAUGUCCAUCACGGCGGAGCCCCCUGGAAACGACUCCAUCGUCCGGCGCUACAAGGAGGACGCACCUCAUCGCAGCACGGUGGAGGAAGACGACGACAGCUGCGGGUGUGACGCCUUAGACCUCGAUGACGACAGUCACGAGCACUCGUCCUUCGGGCCCGCCUCCGUCCACUCCUCCUCCUCCUCCCACCAGUCCGAGGGCCUGGACGUCUGUGACCUGGAGCAGGUCACCCUCAUGUUCAGGAAGUUCUCCCUGGAGAGGCCCUUCCGGCCCUCGGUCACGUCUGGGGGGCACGUGCGGGGCCCAGGGCCCCCGGUGCGGCUCACCACGCUGAACGGCGACAGCCUCAUCACGCAGCUCACCUUGGUGGGGGGCAACGCGCGCGGGACCUUCCUGCGCUCCGUGAAGAUGGGCUCGCCGGCCGAGAAGGCGGGCCUCCGCGAGGGCCACCAGCUGCUGCUGCUCGAAGGCUGCAUCCACGGCGAGCGGCAGAGCGUCCCCUUGGACACCUGCACCAAGGAGGAGGCCCACUGGACCAUCCAGAGGUGCAGCGGCCUCGUCACGCUGCACUACAAGGUCAACCACGAAGGGUACCGGAAGCUGCUGAAGGACGUGGAGGAGGGCCUGAUCACAUCCGGGGACUCGUUCUACGUCCGGCUGAACCUGAACAUCUCCAGCCAGCUGGACGCCUGCUCGCUGUCCCUGAAGUGCGACGACGUCGUGCACAUCCGCGACACCAUGUACCAGGACAGGCACGAGUGGCUGUGUGCCAGGGUCGAUCCUUUCACAGACCAGGACCUGGACUCGGGCACCAUACCCAGCUACAGCCGAGCCCAGCAGCUGCUCCUGGUCAAGCUGCAGCGGCUGAUGAUGCACCGGGGAGGCCGCGAGGAGGCUGAGGGUGCCCACCACACACUGAGGGCACUGCGGAACACCCUGCAGCCCGAAGACACCCUUUCAACGAGCGACCCCCGGGUCAGUCCUCGCCUCUCCAGAGCAAGUUUCCUUUUUGGCCAACUGCUCCAGUUCGUCAGCAGGUCCGAAAACAAGUACAAGCGGAUGAACAGCCACGAGCGGGUGCGCAUCAUCUCAGGAAGCCAGCUGGGGAGCCUGGCCCGCUCGUCGCUGGACGCCACAAAGCUCCUGACUGAGAAGCAGGACGAGCCGGACCCCGAGAGCGAGCUCAGCCGCAGCCUCAGCCUCGUCCCCUACAGCCUGGUGCGUGCCUUCCACUGCGAGCGCCGCCGGCCCGUGCUCUUCGCGCCCCCCAUGCUGGCCAAGACGCUGGUGCAGAAGCUGCUCAACUCGGGGGGCGCCAUGGAGUUCACCAUGUGCCGGCCGGAUAUCUUCACAAGAGACGAGUUCCUCAGGAAGCAGAAGACGGAGACCAUCAUCUACUCCCGGGAGAAGAACCCGAACACGUUCGAGUGCAUUGUCCCCACCAACAUCGAGGCUGUGGCAGCCAAGAAUAAGCACUGCCUGCUGGAGGCUGGGAUCGGCUGUGCACGAGAUUUGAUCAAGUCCAAGAUCUACCCCAUCGUGCUCUUCAUCCGGGUGUCGGAGAAGAACAUCAAGCGGUUCAGGAAGCUGCUGCCCCGGCCCGAGACGGAGGAGGAGUUUCUGCGCCUGUGCCGGCUCAAGGAGCGGGAGCUCGAGGCCCUGCCCUGCCUCUACGCCACGGUGGAGGCCGACGCCUGGGGCUCCGUGGAGGAGCUGCUGCGCGUCCUCAAGGACAGGAUCGGCGAGGAGCAGCGCAGGACGGUGUGGGUGGACGAGGACCAGCUGUGAGCCGCGGGCACCGCGUGGAGCAGCGCGUGGGGACCCGGCCCCAACCGGGGCGCGGGGUCACUGUGCCGCCAGGCGGAGCCCACCGAGGCGUCCGGCACCCUGGCAUCGGCAGGAAGGUGGGGCGAGGCCCGGGCCGGGACCCCUGGGGCCGGGGCAGCAGGUGAAUGUAGGCGUGGCCCAGGUGUGCUACCUGUGGGGCGGAGCCGCCAGCCCGGGGUGUGCGUGAGGAGCCCCCCCCCAGCCAGGAACCUCUGGGGAAGAGGGGGCGUGCUGAGCCAUGGUUUCUCUCGCAUUAAAACGUCUGCAUUCCUUUGUUUCCAGCCAUUGUUUUAAUCGGAUGGUUUGCCAGGGUUUUUGGCUCCUGCCGCCCUCCUGUCCGGAAACUGCCCCCUGAAGGCAGCACGUUUGUGUGUAGGGUGGAGGCAGAGCCCCCCUGGCUUUCCCCGGACAGGCCUGCCUCAGGCCUGGGAUUUGGGGGGCAGGGCAUAAUCACUAAUUGCACCCCCUUUGACUCAUGUGUAUCCUGCUUUCUACAGUAAGUCACCCUGGGAAGCCUUUUCUUUCGGCCCCUGCAUCCCCCAGACUCCAGCCCUGGAGGCACCCCCUGGCUCAGCACCCACCUUACACUGUCCCCCACCCCACCCCCUGUGCACUGAGAGGUCCAUCAGCCUCGUGUCAUCCUCCGUUCAGGCAUGGGGAGCUGGGUGAAGCCGAGGGGCUGGGGGAUUGGAGGGAAGCUAAACUUCCUUCCGCAGCAGAGAGCAGAGGCCCUGGGCGUUCUGGAACCCUUCCCCUCCUUGACCCCAAAAGGUGAGGCAGACUUGCCACGUCCAGGCCUGACAAGACAUGGCCCAGCCAGGCCAGGUCGAGCCCUCGGCAGAACACUCAGCUGCAUCCUCCAAAAGUCUGAAGAUUGGGAUGCAAACCCAGGUCUGUCUGUUUGUCCAUAGGAGCCACGCCUGUACUCCUCUUCUUACUGACAGAAUCCCAAGUUCAGUAAGAGAAACUAUGUGCACAGCUAAAGAUCACUUUUCCAGCCUUUCUUGCAGCUGGGGUAAUGAAGGAAAUGUAUGGGAGGUUUGGGGUAAAGACCAACGAGAGAAACAGACCUUCCUCCGGUUUCCUGCCUGGAGUGCCGAUAUGAUGGCUGGAUCUCCAGCAGUCAUCUUUGGAUAUUGAGGUGGCCUUGAGGAUGGACACCAGGCACAAAGGACCAAGGAGCAGAAAGACAGAAGGAGCUGGCGUCCCUGCUGACAUGCUGGAGCCCGGACUGCUGCUUGGGUUUCUUUCAUGUGAGAUAGAAAUGAAUCUUCACCUUGCUCUCAGGUGCUAUUUCUCAGUUCUUUGUUUCUUGCAACCUAGAACAACUCGUAACAGAUAUGGGUACAAACCUUUGCUUUAUAGUUUCAAACACCUCUCCUAGGUUUUUGCCACAUAUUGAAGAAAUGGAUUGUUAAAAAAAAAAAAAAGAACCAUAUCAACUUCUCGCCCUAAGAAACACCACUGUGUGCCUGUAAAAUGAGA